AUGGCUGGAAAAAAGAAGGGCCGUAAAGAGAAGAAUAAAGAAUUAGAGGAAGACGAACAAUCAAUGAAUUUUCGAGCUGAAAUAUCGAAACUGAAAAGGAAGAAAGCUGUGGAAAAAUCAUCGUUCACUCGCAUCAAGCAUCAACUAAUCGAGUCCAUUGCCGAAGAUGAGUUAUCUAGUCAAAAUGAAGUACGAAGCCUGAGAGCAAAGUUGUCUGAUCAACAAGAACAGGUAAUCAACGUGCUUGUUGAACUAUCACAUCAAUACGAAAAAUUUAAUGAUAAUGAGAAUGUAGAACUCAUCAACAACGAGAUUGAAGAGAUUAAUAACGAAUUUGAAAAAAUCAUGAAAGAUGCAAAUGGGUAUCUCGCAAGUCACAAAGGAGAUGGAUCCAGCAUUGGGACAAGAGUGUCAAGUAAGAUGAGUCAGCUCUACGUCAGUGAAGCUAGAGCCCGUGAACAAGAAAAACGUGUCAGAGAAGAGCUCCAGGCUAAGGAACAUAUACUGCGACAAAAGCAACAACAAUUGGAAGAAAAUUACAGAGCUGAAAAGACCAGGCUAGAACAAGAACUGGCAGCCCAAAAAAGAAAGCUACAAGAAGCUUCAAAAAAGACAAAGCAAUGUCAUCAGCAGCUUGAAACAGAGAUCGAAACGGAACUUGGUAUGGGCCAUGGAGAAGCUGAUAAUGAAACGGCAAGUUUUAUGAUAGAAAGACCUUGUGUAAAUGCAUAUAAUCGUAAUGUAUACGAACAAGAGGCUCAAAGUGCAAGGCAUAUUAACAGUAAAGCUGCAGAUAUUGGACAAGAUCUGUGGAAACAGCUAAAACGAGUGUCAAUUCCAGUGUUUUAUGGUGACAAAAAGACGUAUGAGAUGUGGAAGGCAGCAUUUACAGCCUGUAUAGAUCAAGCACCUGCUACUGCUGAAUACAAGCUACUACAACUGCGUCAAUAUCUUUCUGGCGAAGCGCUUAGUGCAAUUGAUGGUCUGGGUCAUUCAGCAUUCGCCUAUGAAGCAGCAAAAGAAAGACUUGAAAGAAAAUAUGGUGGGACAAGACGGAAAGUGAUGAUCUACCUGGACGAACUGGACAACUUCAAACCUAUCAGAGAAGAUCAUCCGAGAGAUAUAGAAAGGUUCGCAGACUUAUUGGAUGUAGCAGUUACUAACCUUCGUGAAGCAAAACGAACAGAAGAACUUGGUAGUGGAACUUUGUACCACAAGUUGUUGAGAAAAAUGACUGAGAAAAUGCUGUCAAGAUUUAAGCGCUGGGUUUACGAGCAUCAAAAGAAUGAAGAUGUUGAAACGCUGCGACAGUUUAUUAUUGAGGAAGCAGAAUUUCAAGUAGCAGCCGCAGAAACAAUUCACGGCUUUCAUAAGAACAUGGUUACAAGACCCAAAAACUCUAGCAGUUCAUUCUUUGGAGCAGAUGACCGAUCAAAGAAGUUGAAAUUCUUGAGGAAAUGCUACGUUUGUCAAAAUGAUCAUAUGAUAUGGGACUGCAGUGCCUUCAAAAGCAAAAAAGUGAACCAGCGAUGGGAAAUUGCAAAGAAGCAGAAGCUUUGUUUUAAGUGUUUGAGAAGCAACCACCUGGCAAGAGCAUGCAGAAAUAGUCGAAUUUGUGGUAUCGACGGGUGCACUGAUACACAUAAUCGUCUCCUUCACAAGAACAAAGAGGAUGUGGUUGACAAAGUAAAGACAAGAGAAACUGAGAAAGGGCAUGAGGGGGAGUCAGUUGAAAGUUCCCAUACUUCAACAUUGUCUAAAGAAAAACAAGAUGAAGUAAAGUUUGUGUCACUAAGAACUGUUCCAGUUGUUUUAAAGAAUGGCAAUAAGAAGAUUGUGGUUAACGCUCUGUUAGAUGAUGGAAGCACGAAAACCUAUCUAAAUAGCGAUGUGGCAACAGAACUGGACUUGAAAGGUGAACGGCAAAAUGUAACAGUCAGUAUGCUUAAUGGUGUAGCUGAUUCUCUUGAGACAAUGCCAGUUGAAUUUCAACUUGAGUCCUUGGAUGGAAAGCUGAAAACGCAGAUCCAGGCAUUAACAGUCAACCGAGUUACAGGCAAUCUGAGAGCUGUCAAUUGGGUAAAAAUGGCAAACAACUGGAAGCAUUUAAAAGAUAUCAAAUUUCCCAGUGUUGGACCAAAGCCAACGAUUGACAUCUUAAUUGGUGUGGACCAUGCUGAUCUUCACUGUGCACAGAGAGAGGUAAAGGGGAAAGCAAAUGAACCAGUGGCCCGGCUGACACCACUUGGGUGGACUUGUGUAGGUGAUUGCAAUGGGCAAGUUAUUUCAACCAACUUUGUGAUGUCACCAAAAGACGACAGAGAAUUGAUAAAGAUAAACAGUACGAUUAGAAAGUUAUGGGAGAUUGAAGGGGAUGAAAGUAUAAAAGACAAGACAUUGAUGUGCCCUGAAGACAUUGAAGCACUGGAAAUGGUGAAGAACUCAUUGGAAUACCAUGAUGGAAGGUAUGAAAUUAGAAUACCAUGGAAAAAGGAAAGAAAACUUGAUGACAAUUACGAAAUGGCUUUGAACCGAUUAGCAAACACGGAGAAGAGACUUUUGAAAGACAAACAGCUGGGUAAUAGCUAUAAUGAGAUUAUACAGCAAUAUCUACGAAAGGGAUAUCUUGAAAAAGUCGACAAAGAACCUGGAAAAGAUUGCUGGUACUUGCCACACUUUCCUGUUCUACGUCCCGAUAAAGCAACUACCAAGGUGCGCAUUGUCUUCGAUGGGUCAGCAAAAUACAAUGGCAUGUCUGUCAAUGAUGUAAUUCACCAAGGACCGAAACUUCAACAAGAUUUGGUGAAAGUACUCUUGCGAUUCCGGAAGCAUCCAGUUGCCUUGGUUUGCGACAUAGCCGAAAUGUAUUUACAAAUUGGAAUACAUCCAGAUGACCGGCAGUAUCAAAGAAUUUUGUGGAGGAACAUGGAUCAAACUGCUGAGCCCGACGUGUUACAAUUCAACAGAAUGGUAUUUGGAAUAAAUUCGUCACCCUUUGGAGCUCAAUUUGUAUCACAAGAACAUGCAAGAAGAAGUGCAGAAGAAUUGCCAAUGGCUGCAAGCUCAGUGUUAGAUUCAACUUAUAUGGAUGACACAAUGGAUUCAGUGACUGAUGACGAAGCAGGUAUCAAACUAUACACGGAACUGUCAGAACUUUGGCACUCAGCCGGUAUGUAUGCAAGAAAGUGGCUAUCGAAUUCAACAGCAGUAUUGAAGGUCAUCCCAGAGACAGAUCGUGCAGAAAAUAUCGACUUGGAUGCUGGAGAAUUACCGUCAGUGAAAACACUUGGGAUCGUGUGGAAUGCUCAACGAGAUGUGUUCACGUACAAGUCUGUCAAACAAGCUGAAGGUACGACAUAUACAAAACGUUUUUUAUUAAAGGAAAUGGCAACGCUCUUUGAUCCAUUGGGAUUCAUUUCGCCAUAUGUCAUCCGUAUCAAAGUCAUCAUGCAAGAAUUAUGGUUACAUGGACUGAAUUGGGAUGAUGAACUUCCUGGUAAUGUGGUAACGAAAAUAAAAGCAUGGUUUCAUGAGUUGGAGAAAUUGCCAUUGAUUCAAAUUCCAAGAUGCUUAAGGACGACGUCAUUAGUAACAAGUCAGUUCAUUCAUGUGUUUACGGAUGCAUCUAGUGAAGCAUAUGGUGCAGUUGCCUAUCUACAGUCUGUUUACGAGUCAGGGGAAUAUUCUUCUCGUCUUAUCAUGUCCAAGGCAAGAGUUGCUCCUUUAAAAUCGAUAAGCAUCCCAAGACUGGAACUGCUAGGAGCUGUUCUCGGAUUAAAGUUGGCAGACAAAAUAGCUGACGCUUUGAAAAUGGAGUUACAAGACGUGAGAUUCUGGAGUGACAGUAUGAAUGUGUUGUGGUGGAUAAGAAAUCAAAGUCGAAACUUGAAGCCGUUUAUUGCAAAUCGGGUUGGAUUGAUUCAAUCAAGAACUGAAAACAGUCAAUGGAGAUACAUUCCAACGAAGAAAAAUCCUGCUGACUUACUGAGUAGGGGACUAUCCGUGACAGCUUUGGUGCAGAAUGAAAGUUGGUGGAAUGGCCCCAGUUUCCUGUACAAUCCUGAAGAAUCUUGGCCAGAUAAUCAAUUUCAAGUAACAGACGAAGCAAUAUCGGAAAUGAAGAAGACAGCUGUUGAUACAACAGCCUUAUUUGUAACAGAGAAGUCUGACGAAAUAUUAGAUCCAAAACGAUACUCAAAAUGGAAUAGAUUGAUAAAAGUAAAUGCAUGGGUGAAUCGAUUCUUGAAUAAUUGCAGAAGACCAAAGCAUCUACGGAGUCAAGGAAAUUUGAGAGUUGACGAAAUGCAAGAAAGCGAGUAUGAGUUCAUCAUCAAAGCCCAAAAGGAAAGCUUUGAAGAGGAAUAUGAAAGAUUGGUGAAAGGAAAGAUAUUACCACCAUCAAGCAAGAUCAUAGCACUGAAACCACAAUUAGGUGAAGAUGGAUUAAUGCGAUCCUGCGGACGGUUACAAAAUGCAGAGUAUUUACCAUAUGAUAUCAAAUAUCCCAUCAUUUUACCGAGGGGACACAUUGUAACCAGGUUGAUUGUCAGGCAGUGCCACGAAGAUGGAAAUCAUGCUAUGGGGACGAAUCAGACGCUGGCUAAGCUAUCAGAACGAUAUUGGCUGAUAAGAGGCAGAGAAGAGAUUCGCGAAGUCAUAAAUAGAUGCAACCAGUGCAAGGUGAAAAAGGCAACACCCGCAAAUCAACUUAUGGCUCCAUUACCAUCGAUUCGUCUCAAAGAACCACUACGUGCAUUUGCAAGAAUUGGAUUGGAUUUUGCAGGACCAUACAUCACCAAACAAGGACGAGGAAAGAAACAAGCCAAGAGGUACUUGUGUUUAUUUACAUGUUUACUAUCAAGGGCAGUACAUUUGGAACUAGCGUAUGGGCUGGACACCAAUUCAUUUCUUAACGCAUUCUACAGAAUGGUAAACAGACGAGGAUUACCAAGCGAAGUAUUGUCGGAUAAUGGUACAAAUUUUGUUGGUGGUAACAAGGAGUUGCAAGAGCUAAUUAACCACUUGGAUAGAGAUAAGAUUGAAACUUCAGUUGCUAACAAAGGGAUCACAUGGUACUUCAAUGCUCCUUUAGCACCACACCUGGGAGGAGUCUUCGAAACUAUGAUAAAAGCAGCUAAAAGAGCAGUAACUGCUAUCCUCGGAAAAGCAGAUAUAACAGACGAGGAGCUUCAUACAGCCUUUACAGGUGCGGAAAGUCUAUUGAAUUCAAGACCAUUGACUUAUCAAAGUGCUGAUAUCAAGGAUGAUGUACCUUUAACUCCUAACCAUUUCUUAUUUGGACAAGCUGGUGGAAAAUUUGCCCCAGAGUCAGUCGACACCGAAGAUUACCAUCCUUCAAGACGAUGGAGACGAGUGCAAGAACUAGUACGUCACUUUUGGAAGCGUUGGAUGAAGGAGUGGUUGCCAUCUUUAUCGCUGCGCCGUAAAUGGAACAAAGAACAAGGCGAGUUAAAGGUGAAUGAUGUUGUGUUGAUAAUAUCACCAGAUACCCCAAGAGGAAACUGGCCAUUGGGGCGUGUAGUAAAAGUCUUCCCAGGAAGCGAUGGACAUGUUCGAGUAGUUCAAGUGAAAGUAGGAGCAAAGGAGAUAAAACGACCGAUUUCAAGACUGUGUCCCCUUGAGUUCAGUAGUGGAUAG
Molecule: messenger RNA, 5658 nt
Organism: Rhopilema esculentum
Lineage: Eukaryota; Metazoa; Cnidaria; Scyphozoa; Rhizostomeae; Rhizostomatidae
Biological process (GO): DNA integration
Molecular function (GO): nucleic acid binding
Source: RefSeq, a predicted model, not a curated record